Molecule: messenger RNA, 2625 nt
Organism: Zophobas morio
Lineage: Eukaryota; Metazoa; Arthropoda; Insecta; Coleoptera; Tenebrionidae
Exons: 26
Coding region: 358-2625 (755 amino acids)
Biological process (GO): small GTPase-mediated signal transduction
Molecular function (GO): guanyl-nucleotide exchange factor activity
Source: RefSeq, a predicted model, not a curated record
AGAGCAGAACUUGAAAAAAAAUUACAAUACUUAAAUACAAAAUUUCAAGCUUCUUUUUUUAAUCCGGAUAAACAUUUAACAUUUGAAGGACUUCUAAAAGUAACUUAUGUUCGUGAUUUUGUAAAUAACACGAAAUCCAUACUGUGCAACAGCAAAACUACUUGCGAAAAACUUAUACCUCAGCUGGUUAGCAAAUUUGUAAUUACUGAUCAUAAACGUUCUUAUUCUUUAUAUGAAGCCCAAAUAAACGGAGAUGAAAAGUUGCUUUCAGAUACUGAAUGCCCUCUGGCCCACACUGUAACUUGGGGGGAUGACUACGAUAAAUACUUUAUCCUUUUGAAAUUAAACCCUCAGAAAAUGCUUUUGCAGGACGCUCCAGAUGAGUACGAGGAAGACUUGCAAUCAAGAGAAAUUGAUCAUCUUAAUGAUUACGGGUAUCAAGCAUAUACGGUGCAGUUGACUUUGGAGAUGGACCCACUUAAACGCAUUAGCGAUAAAGCCAUUGCAAUAGCAGAAGAAAUUAUUAAAAAUUCAAACGAUAUUGACCAGCUUCUUAGGGUAUCGACUUCAUUAGUCCUUAAUUGGGGGAAGUUAAUAAAAGAAAUGACACUGUUUUACCAGAUGAAAAGUAAAUCUAUGAAAGGUGUACUUUUGAAACUCGCGGAAAAUUUUGUGUCGUCGCUCGUUAAAAUUUUAACACGACUUUUUGAAGGCUUUAAAGAAAUGAAAACGAUCGCCUCGAGAACUAGUACUGAUAAGUUUAUUAGUGAAGUGUAUGCGUUAAAAGCGUACUGCCAGCUGAGCAGGGCACUGCUGGAAAAUAUUAUCGUCACCGAUUUUACUAUCAGAAGCACACAAUUUAUAAUUGAAAAACGUCCAUCUGAGAAUAUUUAUAAGGGCUCUAGCGAACUUUGCCCACUUUUAAUGAAUUAUAUUUCGAGAGCGAGCGUACAAGCAAUUUCAGAUAUUAUAAAGGCAGAUAAGAAGGAUUUUAUGGAAGCGAUAAACAUGUUUAUAAAGAAAUUUCGCAUACUUACGGAAAUAUUGAAUUCCUGCGCAGAGUACGUUUUGCUGAGUAUUGAUGCUAACUUGAAACAAGACGAAAGAACUAUCGAACGGGCGCUUCAGGACUGCAAACUGGCAGUCGCAAGAGCCAAUGGCGUUUGGCCCCCCGCCGGAUAUAUGGAAGCUCUCAUUAUUUCGAUCCAGAACGUUCUUCUGUUUACUUCCAGUUUUAUUCUUCACGCUAAACGAUCAAAAGUGCUCAGGAACGUCACAUUUGAUGCGAGUAAAGUUUUAGAAGAAAACUUUAUGGGAGAUUCAUUUAUUGAAGAUCCUCUCAUUGAAGUGAAAAUCCAUGAGCCCGAGCAAACUCCUCUUCGUUUGCCCUUGCUAAAGCAGGCCUCCGAAAGAAACGAGCUGAAGCAAGCAUACAACAUCAACUUAAGCGUACAGAAAACUCUUAUCAGUUUAUGCGAAGAAAUGAAGAAACGUAGCGUUGUUAUUUCUGACCAGUUACAGCGAAAUAUAUCUUCUAAUGAAGUGAAGCAGUUUCCACCUUCUACUGAAAAUAGCCUAAAAGAUCAAAUACAACUUUUAGUGAAUGAACUUUGCGAUAUUGCGGCGUCGGUCAAGCGAGAAGUAACUACUAUUGAGCUUAUUGUAGUAGACGAAACUGUGAAAUUCCAACUUUUUGAAACCAUAAAGCCUAUAAGAAAAAAUAUAAACGCCGUGAAUUUUGCUUGCCUCAUUACUACUGGUUUCUGGCCGCCUCCCGAUAGUGAAAAGAAACUUUUAUUGGAGAUUACUACUCUUUUAAACAAUAUUCUUGCCAUUGAAGCUGCUUUCACCACGUGUUUAGAGACUCAAAAACAUUAUUAUAUGGACUGCUUGGCUUGGGAGGAGGAGCAUCAAAGACGUUUAUCCCAACACAUAGUACAUAAGGCGGAGGAGUUACAAGGAGCUUGUUUAUCAAACGAAGAGUUUCAGAGUUUAAUAAGCCAACAAAAAGCAGUAGAUCUUCAGUAUGAAACGCCAGACGAGCAAGGCCAGCUCAAAGUUAAGAGUGGGACGCUUAAUAACCUUGUCAAGUACCUAACCACGUGCGACGUAAUAGACAACGAGCAUGUGUCUUUUACACGUGUAUUCUUUCUAACGUUUCAUUCCUUCACGACUUCACAGGAACUUUUGAAUUUACUUAUAUUACGUCACGCGUUUUCUGCAGACUUCACUUUUAAUAAAGAACAGCAAGAAAGCUGGCAUACUUCAGUUGUGCUUCCUACGCGAAUCAGAAUAUUAGCCGCUUUAAAAGUUUGGAUCGAGGAAAGUUUUUAUGACUUUUUUACAGAUCAAGUUUUAGUAUCAAAGUUUUUUGACUUUUGCGAGUUAUUAAAAAAAGAUAUACCGACUGCCACUAAUAAUCUCACCAAUACCAUGAAAGAAUAUUUGACUUAUGGUUUGAGUAAAAAGCGGGAUACCGGCUCAAGAAUCUCGCCAAAACCACUUUUGCCUAAAAAUAUUUCCGAUAAACUUUUAAUAAUUGAUUAUGAUCCAUUGGAGAUUGCAAGGCUUUUAUUAUUACUAUUAUUAUUAUUAUAUUUGUAUAUGUUCAAGAUUUUCUAUUAA